AUGACAGACACAUACACACACACAUACACACAUAUAAAAAAAAAUAUUUUCAAGGUUAUCACAUUGAUGACGACGUCUUCGGAUUUUUAAAUCUGAGUUUGGCCGAGUCUCUUUUCUUUUUAUUCUUUUUGUUCAUUAUGCCAUUGAAUUUACCUGCCUUAAAGAAGUUAUCCGAGAAAUCCAUUAUUCUUGCUUCUGCUUCUCCGAGAAGGCGUGAGAUUCUGACAGAUAUGGUAUGAUUUAAUGCAUUAAAAAAGGAACCAUUCACACAUCCAAAAUACAAGGGAUUGAAAUUUCAAGUGGUACCCACCUUAAAACCCGAUGAAAAUGAUCCUACACUAUACAAGACUCGAGCAGAUUAUGUGUUCGAUACAGCUUAUAUGAAAGCCAAAGAAAUAUUUGAACGUUGUGAGCAAGAUGCUCAACUUCCUCAAGCAGACAUUGUGAUUGGGGCAGAUACGAUUGUUGUCAAGGAUGAUUGCGUGCUUGAGAAGCCUCGCGAUGCAUUGCAUGCACUCUCUAUGCUUCACGCAUUAAAUGGUUCGACACAUCAAGUAUUGACGGGUGUUCAAAUUAUUUUCAAGAGCCAAUCUGGUCAAGUAGAGCGUAUUGGAUUUGUAGAGAAAACGGAUGUUACAUUCACCCGUCUUGAUGACGAAACAAUACAAGCUUAUGUUGAUUCCAAUGAGCCAUUUGAUAAGGCAGGUGGCUAUGGUAUUCAAGGUGAAGCUUCUCUGUUUGUAGAGUCUAUUCAUGGCGAUUAUUGGAAUGUGGUUGGUUUACCCAAGAAUCAUUUAUUUCGAGAAUUGUUAAAAGUAGUCUGUGUUUAAAACAACGCAUAUAUAUAUAUAUAUAUAUAAACAUUUACUCUGUGUACCUUGAUUAUUGUAUUUUUAAGCCUUUUCUUAUCCUCUUUUCUUUCUUUCUUUCUUUCU
Molecule: messenger RNA, 935 nt
Organism: Gilbertella persicaria
Lineage: Eukaryota; Fungi; Mucoromycota; Mucoromycetes; Mucorales; Choanephoraceae
Product: maf-like protein
Exons: 4
Coding region: 381-830 (149 amino acids)
Molecular function (GO): nucleoside triphosphate diphosphatase activity
Source: RefSeq, a predicted model, not a curated record